Molecule: messenger RNA, 3069 nt
Organism: Clavispora lusitaniae ATCC 42720
Lineage: Eukaryota; Fungi; Ascomycota; Pichiomycetes; Serinales; Metschnikowiaceae
Product: FG-nucleoporin
Biological process (GO): protein import into nucleus; RNA export from nucleus; post-transcriptional tethering of RNA polymerase II gene DNA at nuclear periphery
Cellular component (GO): nuclear pore cytoplasmic filaments; nuclear pore
Molecular function (GO): RNA binding; structural constituent of nuclear pore
Source: RefSeq, a predicted model, not a curated record
AUGUUUGGAAGAACCACUUCCGGAUUCGGAGGUUUCAGCGGCUCGACCAACGCAGCUUCCACGUCGCCCUUUGGCGGCGCCUCAAACACCAAUGCCUCUCCGUUUGGCCUGUCCAACACCACUUCUGCAUUUGGCCAAUCCAACAACAACAAUGUUCUUGGGGCGGCUAACACCAACACAGGCGGAGCGUUUGGGUCUGCGCCAGGCGGUGUGUUUGGAAACACGGCCAAUUCUGGCUCUUCGGCCUUUGGCUCCAACACUACGUCUGCCUUUGGGCUGACAAACAACAACAUCUUUGGAGGCGCCCAAAACAACAACACGCUGUCUCCAUUCGGCAGCAACAACAACAAUGCCAACAACAAUGGUGCUGCUGGUGCAUUUGGAAGUGCUGCUUCAGGCGGCGGGCUUUUUGGCGGCGCAUCGAAACCUUUUGGCUCUGCUUUUGGCACUCCGCAGAACAAUUCCGUCACACCUUUUGGCGGUGCAAGCGGCACAUCUGGCUUUGGCGGUGCUGCUGAUCCGAACGUAAACAACGGUACGGCUGCAAAGCCGUUUGCUCCUUUUGUGGAAAAGGAAGGAACAGGCACCAACUACUACCAGAAUAUCACCAAUAUGCCAGAGUAUCUGAAGUUCUCUUUUGAGGAGUUGCGUCUCAAGGACUACGAGGCUGGCCGCCGCUAUGGAAAUAGCAACACGGGCUCUGCUUUCGGAGGUGCAGCUGGCACAAACACCGGAUUUGGAUUUGGCGCCAACAACAACACCAACAACCAGACAGGUUUCGGGGCCUCUACGGGUGGUUUUGGUAGCACCACGUCUGCAUUUGGCACUAAUAACGCUACAAAUAAUACCACCACAGGUGGAACGUCGGCAUUUGGCGCUAACAACACAGGAUCUGCGUUUGGCUCUGCGUUUGGCAAUAACAGUAACACGACCACAUCGCCUUUUGGUGCCAACACUAACAACACUAACAACUCUACUGGAGGUUUUGGUUCGGCAUUUGGUGCCAACAAUAACACAAACUCGGCAUUUGGUGCUGCAAAGCCAAGUGGCUUUGGAUCAGGGUUCGGCUCUGGCGCUUUCGGCGCUGGCACCAACACAAACACGCAAUCCACAUUUGGAGGAGGCUUUGGCGCAACGAACAACACUGGAAGCUCACCAUUUGGCGCCAGCACCAAUACUGCAUUUGGGGCCAACAACACCAACUCUGCUUUCGGUCAAAACAAUAAUGCAAGCGGUGGUUUGUUUGGCAGUAGCAACAACAACAACACCACUGGCAGCGCUUUCGGCUCGAACAACAACACCUCUGCAUUUGGUGCCAACAACAAUAAUGCCUCGGGAGGAGGCUUGUUUGGAGGUAGCACCGGCUUCGGCAAACCAGCAGCGUCCGGUGGUCUUUUUGGCACUGGAAACAAUGCCAAUAAUACUCAGACAUCUGCAUUUGGUGCCAACAACACGUCCAACACUGGUGGAGGCUUGUUUGGUGCCAACAAUACAAACACUGGAGGCGGUUUGUUCGGAUCCACAGCCAACAACAAUAACAACACCAACAAUAAUGCUGGCGGACUUUUUGGUACCAACAACAAUACCACAAAUAAUGCAAACAAUAACACUGGUGGAUUGUUCGGCUCAAACAACACCAAUACAGGCGGUGGUCUCUUCGGUUCCAACAACGCGAACAACAACACCAACAAUGCUUCAACAGGUCUUUUUGGUGCGAAGCCAGCUGGUACAACUGGUGGAUUGUUUGGAGGCAACACUUCUGGUACCACUGGUGGAUUUGGGCAGACCCAAAACAACAAUGCCGGAGGCUUAUUUGGCAACAAGCCAGCAGCUUCCACUACCGGAGGAGGCUUGUUUGGGAAUAAUACUAACCUGGGCACGACCGGCGGUCUUUUUGGUCUGAACAAUAACAACACCAACAACACCAACACUUCAGGUGGUCUCUUUGGAAGCAACACCACAGCCACUAACAAUAGUACAGGUGGUGGCUUGUUCGGAAGCAAACCAGCCACUACUUUUGGGGGCACAACCGGUGGUGGCUUGUUUGGCAACAAUAACAACGGUACCAUGAACAACAAUAACGCAUUGGGGUCGACACAGAAUAAUGGCACAAGUGGUUUGUUGGGUAACUCUUUUGGCCAGAACCAGAACCAGCAACAGAAUGGUCAACAAAGUUUGGUCAAUAUCACAGCCCAGAAUCCGUAUGGAAACAACAAACUUUUCCAAAGUAUUUCAGGUACCAACCAGAAUGUGCCACAAGAGGUGCCUCUCGCUAUCCCUGUGAAGAGUACAAAGAAGAAGGUUUCUAUGGCGAGUGCACACAAAGUUGCACCCUUAUUUGUUGCUGAGAAAAAAGUUAAUGCUCCUGUCAAAGACGUCGUUCUUGCUACACCCGAAAAACCAGCUUCGCGCAAAGCUUCUUUAUUUAAUGCCGACGUCGACCGGGCCAUCUUGUCGUCCGACAUUUUUGCUCCUAAAGUGGAGUUCCGCAAAUUGGUUGUCAACGGCUCCAAGGAUAGUUCCUCUAGUUUGAUUGCACUUACAGAUAAGCCAACAGAACCAAAGGGUGUCACUUUUGAAGUCGAAAAGAAAGACAAACCAGAGAAGCUCCACGUCGAAGCUUCGCAACAGGAAAUUGAUGAUGACGGAUACUGGACAUCACCCCCAUUAUCUGAGCUCAAGAAGAAACCUCUUGCCGAUUUGCGUUCAGUAGAAAACUUUACAGUUGGACGCAAGUACUACGGCCAGAUCAGAUUCACAAAGCCCGUUGACUUGACAUCGUUCAAUUUGGACGAAAUUUGCGGCAAUGUGAUCGUAUUUGGCUCGAAGAACAUCAUUGUGUAUCCAAACGACGAUGCUCCAAAAGAAGGUGAAGGUUUGAAUAUGCCAGCCGAAGUGACGCUAGAAGGAUGUUACCCAAUCAACAAAAAGACAAAAUUGGCAAUCUUGGAUCCGAAGGAUGAGAUUGUGAAAAAGCACAUUGAAAAAUUGAAGUCGCUAGAAGAUAUGGAGUUUGUGAACUACGAUCCUAACACCGGAAACUGGACUUUUACCUUCAGCCAUGUGUAA